AUAUACACAAUAGCCCCAAAUCAAAGAUUACUCGUAUUUGUCCACUCAUAAUUCACAAAUAGAUUAUCUUCUCUACAAGCAAAGAGAUGGAAGAUCAGGUUCAGGACAUAAGUCUGAAGCCAUUACGACUCUUCGUGAAGCUUCUGAACGGUAAAACCGCAACCCUAAAUUUCUCUACGCCACGUGUGUAUGGCCACGAGAUCAAGAAUCGCAUCCAUGAAGCCACCAAAGUACCCACCCACCUUCAGCGACUCAUCUACUCUGGCCUCCAAUUGAAGGACGGAUCCGUAAUUUCCGAUGACAACAUCACCUUCCACCUUGUGCUUCCUCUUUUGGGAGGAAAAGGUGGGUUCGGGUCUUUACUCCGUGGCGCGGCUACGAAGGCUGGUCAGAAGAAGACAAAUAAUUUUGACGCCUGUCGAGAUAUGAGUGGACGGAGGUUGAGGCACGUGAACGCGGAGAAGAAGUUGGAGGAGUGGAAGGCGGAGGAAGAGGAGAGGAGGUUGGAGAGAAUUGCGGAGGAAUUUAUUAAGAAGGCGGCGAAAAAAGGGAAAAAGGGAGUUGGAGAUGGAGAGGCCGAGAAGUACGUGGCUAGGUAUAGAGAGGAGUCGGCCAAAUGUGUAGCUAAGGUUGAGGAAUCUGUGAGAGAGGCGUGUGGCAAUGGUAAACGAAAGGCCGUUGGAACAGCAGCAGCGGAGGCCAAGAAGUUGAAGAUUUGGAUGGGGAAGAGAAAAUUGGGUGAAAGUGAAGAUGAAGAUAGUGAUGAUGACGAUGGUGAGGAAAAUGAGAAAUCUAUUGUUUUGAAUAAUAGUAAUCAAUCAGAUUCAAAUAAGGAAACUGAGGGGAGUACAGGUUCAGUCACGGGUGGGAAACCGGAUGGAGAAUUUUCUGGUGGAGGUUCUUCUGAGAGUGGUUCUGAAGAAGAGAAAGAGAUUCUUGUGCAGCAAAACUUGGAAUCCAGUGGAUGUUCUGGUGAAGAUGUAAGCCAUGAAGAGAAUGCUGUGGUUGAACCUGAGAUUCAUGAAGAAAAGGUGCAGAGCACUGGAGCCUCCUGUUUGGAGCCGAAGUUUGUUUCUGCAAUUGAAUCUGAGCACAAGUCCUGUGGCGGACCUGCAUCUGGAAAUACAGAGGAAGUAGUUGGUCAUUCCCCAAAUGUUUUGAGUUCAGGAAAUGAGGAAGGAUAUGAUAGCAGACCAAUGGAUGCUGAAGCUACUGGUGCCUCUGAAUGUAAGUCCAGAGUUCCUGAAGAAGCAGUUGUUGCCUCUACAAAUGUUGUAGAAUUGGAGAGGCCAUUAGAUUUCAAUGAAUUCAAUUCAGCAGUGGAGAUGGAGGCUUUUGGCAUGGAAAGAUUAAAGUCUGAACUCCAAGUACGUGGGCUAAAAUGUGGGGGCACCUUGCAAGAGCGUGCUGCCAGGCUUUUCCUGCUGAAAUCAACCCCUGUGGAGAAGCUUCCAAAGAAGCUGCUUGCAAAAAAGUGAGUUUUAUGUAAUGUGUUUUAUCUGACUUGGUACUGUUGUGGAUGAAUUAUGGGCUUUAAACAAAUGAGGCUAUAUUAAAGUGUCUUGUAUGAUAUGCUGACCUGUAAUUUCAUAUAAAUUUUGUUUGGCAGUGUAAUAAUACUAGUACUAAAUUGUCAUUUUUUCCUCUUUUAA
This is a messenger RNA of Pistacia vera, 1652 nucleotides long. Its product is annotated as replication stress response regulator SDE2. Lineage: Eukaryota; Viridiplantae; Streptophyta; Magnoliopsida; Sapindales; Anacardiaceae. Bases 87 to 1478 code for a protein of 463 amino acids. Gene Ontology annotation, molecular function: protein binding. Gene Ontology annotation, cellular component: nucleus. The record is from RefSeq and is a predicted model, not a curated record. The transcript has 3 exons.